Messenger RNA from Fusarium verticillioides 7600, 204 nucleotides. RefSeq lists its product as hypothetical. Lineage: Eukaryota; Fungi; Ascomycota; Sordariomycetes; Hypocreales; Nectriaceae. The transcript has a single exon. Bases 1 to 204 code for a protein of 67 amino acids. The record is from RefSeq and is a predicted model, not a curated record.
AUGACUUUGGAGACCCUAUACGAGCUCCAGUCCUCUAUAUCCAUGGAACACCAGAUUCUGGGGUCACGCUCACUGGAUAUGAAAAUCCUCUCUCGAAACGGCUGGGGAUCCGCUGGAUUGCCCCAGAUCGUCCGGGUAUUGGGAAUUCUACAUUUUAUCCGCACCGUAGAGUUUCAGACUAUCCGACCGAUCUUAGAGUAUUGA